UUGAAGAAACAUGGCUGCCUGUGUGUGAAUGUCAUGCUGCUGUAUCCACACCACUCCUUUGGCAUGUGUCGAUCACAUUCUUUUGUUUGUAAUGCAUACAUGAACUCGGGUUAGUUUUUGUAUAUUACAAAAGGUCGCUUAAAUCGGAAAAUCGCUGGGAUAAGCAGCAGUCAAUAUAGAGUUAGCAUUUUAGCUAACCUGCUAGCCUGACAGUCAUGAUGGAACCUGACUCACAGCUGCGAAAUCUGCGGGAUUUUCUUCUCGUUUACAAUCGCAUGACUGAGAUCUGCUUUCAGCGGUGCUCCAGCAACUUCAACUACCGAAGCCUCACCAUGGACGAGGAGCGCUGUGUGGACAACUGUGCUGGGAAGCUGAUCCGUUCUAACCACCGCCUGAUGGCCACUUAUGUGAACCUCAUGCCUCGUAUGGUGCAGCGGCGCAUGGAGGAGAUGGAGAGCAAGGCAGCUGAAAAUGCAAAACUAGAAGCUGCAGCCGCAGCAUCGGCCAGUGUGGGACCUGAAUCUCAAAUGACAGCUCAGAACGCACUAGAACUGACCAUGGACCAAAAUGGACCAUCACUUACACCUCUGACUGAAAAUAUGAACAAUAUUAGUGGGACCUCGGUUACUACAGGCGUAACUGGAUCUCAAAAUGUAGAAUCAGCUCAGUCUGUUUAUACACCACCAACACCCUUAGCUGAAGAUGCCCCUCUGUCCACAGCUUCUGUCCCACAAGUGUCCACAGAAAAGCCAGCUGGCUCAGAGUGAGAAUCUUAAUGUGAUGAAUUUUAAAUACUGGGACAUUUUAAAUAAUGGAUAGUAAUAAAUGCCUCAUAGAUAAUAGUAAAUAAUCUUUGUCUGAAUAAAUGUUGCCUUUCAUGUGAAACUAA
Messenger RNA from Boleophthalmus pectinirostris (great blue-spotted mudskipper), 889 nucleotides. It is a transcript of the gene timm10b, whose product is annotated as translocase of inner mitochondrial membrane 10 homolog B (yeast). The record is from RefSeq and is a predicted model, not a curated record. Gene Ontology annotation, cellular component: mitochondrial intermembrane space chaperone complex. The transcript has 3 exons. The coding region runs from base 216 to 767 and encodes 183 amino acids. NCBI's taxonomy places the organism in Eukaryota, Metazoa, Chordata, Actinopteri, Gobiiformes, Gobiidae.